AUGGACGCAGCCUCAGAGAAGUAUCUGGCUCAAACGCACGUCAGAUGGGCGUUACAUAUUCCGGAUUACGUGCAGAAUUGGGUAGCGUGCAGUCCAUUGGUCGAGGCUGGUUACACCCAACUCUACAACGAUUCGUUGCCGGUGCUGCAGAAGAUAGUCGACAGUGGAUAUAAAUUCAGAAUUUUGAUUUAUAAUGGCGAUGCGGAUGCGGGAUGCAAUAUCUUCGAAGCCGAGUACACAUUCGAUGAGCUGGCGAAAAAGAACAAUAUGCAACGAGGUCAACGAUCGCCGUGGUACUAUCGAAUGGAGAAAAAUUACGCGAGCGAAUUGGCUGGUUAUCAGCAGCGUUUUAUACACAAUAAAGGGCAGUUAGUCAUCGAUGUGCUGACGGUUAAGGUGAGUGGAUUUUGGAAUUUUUUGGGAAUAUUUUUGGAAAUUUUUAAAAAAUUUCGGAUUUUUCGGGAAUAUUUUAGUGAAAUUGGAGGAAUAUUUUUUGAAAUUUUUAAAAUUUUCCAACUUUUUGGAAUAUUUAGAGCAAAAAUUUGGGAAGACGUUCAUCUUUGGAGGCACAAAACGGCUGAAAAUAUUAAAUUUUAUCUGUUGGAGUGGAAAAAUUUGUGGAAUUUCAUAAAUUUUUUGAAAAUUUGA
Molecule: messenger RNA, 648 nt
Organism: Anisakis simplex (herring worm)
Lineage: Eukaryota; Metazoa; Nematoda; Chromadorea; Rhabditida; Anisakidae
Source: the annotation of a GenBank genome assembly